GCAUGAUUGUCACCGCAAUUGGCAUAUUCAUAUGCUCUCGACCAAUUUUUUGCCCCUCAAAUACAACCACGAGAUUUGCGGACUGGGUAAAUAUAAUAGUCAAGGAAAUCCCCAGCAAUAAACCAAUUAAAUCUGCCGAAGGGGUGGUCGCCUACCUAACUAAAUAUUUAGCCAAAUCAUUUUCAAUGCGAGCCAAUCUAGAACAAGCUGAAAAAUCAGGUUUAUUAUCCGGCAUGAAAAUUUAUAAAUUUUUCCAAACUUCUUAUGGAGAUCAUAAAG
Molecule: messenger RNA, 279 nt
Organism: Ambispora leptoticha
Lineage: Eukaryota; Fungi; Glomeromycota; Glomeromycetes; Archaeosporales; Ambisporaceae
Source: the annotation of a GenBank genome assembly